This is a messenger RNA of Pediculus humanus corporis (human body louse), 1173 nucleotides long. Its product is annotated as cAMP-dependent protein kinase catalytic subunit, putative. Gene Ontology annotation, molecular function: ATP binding; tau-protein kinase activity; protein serine/threonine kinase activity. Gene Ontology annotation, biological process: protein phosphorylation; intracellular signal transduction; microtubule cytoskeleton organization. NCBI's taxonomy places the organism in Eukaryota, Metazoa, Arthropoda, Insecta, Psocodea, Pediculidae. The coding region runs from base 1 to 1173 and encodes 390 amino acids. The record is from RefSeq and is a predicted model, not a curated record. Gene Ontology annotation, cellular component: cytoplasm. The transcript is spliced from 5 exons.
AUGUUGGCCGGGUCGGUGGGUGUAGGUAAAAACCGCGUCCGUCCAAUAACAUGUAAAAUAACAAAUAAUACAAAUGGAGAAAGCAAUAAUAAUGAUUGCUUCACAUCACAAAAACCACAAACUGCGGUCGGUGUGGCACUUAAAGAAACCCAUAAAACAAAUCCUUCAUCGCCGGAUAAGAAAACAAAAGCCAAACCCAUUGCGGCACUUUUAAAUAAAAGUCAACCUCUCACGAAAACCGGUGGACAACUCCAACAGAAAAACAUUGUCAAAGAACUUAACGGUCUCUCCGCGGAAGUUGCUAAAGUUCUUAGAGAUGAGGGUUACGUCAUUGGUAAAAGCAUCGGAGAAGGUUCUUAUUGUAAGGUUCGGGUCGCAUUUAAAACGACAGAACAUGGUUUCGAUAAGAAAAUCGCUUGUAAAAUGAUUGAUAAAAAAAAAGCGUCAAACGAAUUCGUCGUUAAAUUUUUACCAAGAGAAUUAAGCAUCAUAAAGAGAAUAUCACAUCCGAACAUAGUAUCCGUUCAUAACGUAUUCGAAAUAGAAAACACGGUUUUUAUAUUUAUGGAAUUAUGCGAACAGGGUGAUCUUUUGGAUUAUAUAAGAAAUAAGGGUGCAUUAUCCGAACACAGAGCAAAACAUUUUUUUAGGCAAAUAGUUAACGCUGUCGAAUAUUUACAUUCUUUGGAUAUAGCACACAGAGAUUUAAAAUGUGAAAAUGUUUUGUUAUCGAAACGAGAUGUCGUUAAAAUAACGGAUUUUGGAUUUGCCAGAUGGUGUAAAAACGAUGCCGGACAAAGAAUAUUAAGCGAAACUUUUUGCGGGAGCGCUGCAUAUGCAGCACCAGAAAUUUUACAAGGACACGCUUAUAAUCCAAAAAUGUAUGAUAUUUGGUCCCUCGGAUGUGUUUUAUAUAUAAUGCUAACGGCAACUAUGCCCUUUGACGAUUCGAACGUUGCACAAAUGUUAGAAAUACAAUUGACAAAAUCGUUAACGUUUCCAUCUAAAAGUCAAGUUUUAGUGAGUCCUUUGGCUAAAAAAUUAGUCAUGCAUUUAUUAGCACCUGAUAUAACAAGAAGAGCCACAUUGGCACAGGUCAGUAAAAGUUUUUGGCUUCAGAGACCUGUUACACCUCCCGGUACAAAAAAUACCGUACCAACAUCGAAAAAAUAA